UGACAGCAUGGACUAAACCUGAUGCGCGUGAGCAGCAGCUCGAUCGAGUGUAGUCUAAUGCACUUUAUGUCCCUUUUUUUAGCUACAAGUGCCUAAAUCAAGACACUGGGUAAUAUGAAAGUAUUUACUUUAUAGCUGAACCAAUGCAGAUCGGUUUGAGGAACUUGACUCACCCUGGAGUCUCGAUAUCAUCCUGAAGCUGGACGAUGCGCGCGGACCAUUCCAGAUAGAUCAAUGAUAUGAACUUACAUUAUGCCUUCACUACAUCAUGGCGCUAUUUUUAUUGGAGUAUUUUUAAUAGUCACCGGUGGCUCCUCCGCUUUUCUAACUUCUAAUCAAAGUCGACUCCAGGCGUUCAGCAUGUGCUGUGUGGUGCUCGGGGCGGUGAUGCUCAUUUUAGGACUAUUCUGGGCUAUGAACGGCAAGAGAACCACGGUGCCUUAUAAUGAAGAGUACAGCCACGACUACAGUCAAGUCAUGUUCACCCCACCGCCCGGAAACCACUUCCCCGAAUCCCAGUCCGUCUUUCUGCACGGGACUAUGCAAAGGCGAGGUGUAUACGGUGAAGAUUUGGACUAUCCCCCCAUGGAACCAACAUGCUUCAGCCCUACCACUCGGGGUCGGCCGCCUCACUGGGACAUGGAGCCUCCUCCACCUUAUGAGGUGGCCAUCAAAACCACCAGGAGCUCCACACACCUGAGGCGCAGCUACUCAGACACACAGCUGCUCACUGAACCUCUGUUCGGACGCUCACGGGAGAUCAGUUUCGAAGUGUGACAUCUGUGCCAUGUUCAUCUCUUGAGACCUGAACUGCUGAAUACCCACCCUAAAAUAUUCACAAACAAGUGUUGAUGAAGCUACGAAACAGGCUUUGACAAUCCACAGCUCGCAGAGGGGGUGUUUUGUGCCUCUUGAGGUGGUUUUCAUCUUAACCAUGUGUUUACGGCCUUUUCUCAAAUAAAAUGCAUUAUUAUUAUAAAUAUAUAUACAUAAGCUUUUGGAAAUAAGUGGGUAAUCUCUCAUUAAACAUACUGUAAUGCAUUUUACAAGAGAUGUGGCUUUAAUUUUAGGUAGGCCUAUACUGUCUCCCACCCUUAACAGAUCACUCACAUUUUAGAAAAUAUAGUGCCUGAAUGUGUGAAGCACACCCUAUACCUGAUUAUGUAUGUG
Megalobrama amblycephala (Wuchang bream) is the source of this 1170-nucleotide messenger RNA. RefSeq lists its product as uncharacterized. The record is from RefSeq and is a predicted model, not a curated record. Bases 253 to 777 code for a protein of 174 amino acids. NCBI's taxonomy places the organism in Eukaryota, Metazoa, Chordata, Actinopteri, Cypriniformes, Xenocyprididae. The transcript is spliced from 2 exons.